Physella acuta is the source of this 1695-nucleotide messenger RNA. RefSeq lists its product as uncharacterized. The record is from RefSeq and is a predicted model, not a curated record. NCBI's taxonomy places the organism in Eukaryota, Metazoa, Mollusca, Gastropoda, Physidae. Gene Ontology annotation, molecular function: protein binding.
GUUAUUUCGGUUUCAUGACCAGCGUAGCAGUUGUCGAAUGUUUGCAGAACGAUUUUAGAUCUAGAUCUAGAUCUAGCUGUAAAAUUUCCUGCAGUUAUCGUUGAAAUGCCUACCCGAAUUCAGGUCAAGGUUGUUACAGAACAGAUACAAUAUUUGGAAGAACAGAUACAAGUUCUGGAGCCUGUCAUUAAUUUUAUGAAAAAUGUUGUUACAAAAAGUAAGGCGUGGCUAGAAGAAAAAACUGACCAAUCAUCUGUCAGCUACAUCGAGCUAUCACAAGAACUGGACACAGCAGCCACGGCCUUCUUGGAUGUGACGUCACAUAUUUCUGAUGAAGACAACAAGGAUAUCAAGAAACCAACGCCAAAUUUACCGCAGCUUGACACACAGACAACAGCAACAUUUCUCACAUUAGAAUCACCAAGACAACUCAUCACACAAGACAAAUAUACAGCGGUUGAAGAAAAUCCUGACCUAGAGCGUAGACUCGCCUAUAUUGAAACAACACUAUCUUCACUACAGAACACACAACACAAGUCUACAGAUGACAUAUCAGAAAUAAAACAAUGGAGAGACAACUUUGUUACAGAACAGAGUGACAUAGGGGUAAAAAUUGAACAACUGAUUAAAAAACAAAAGCAGAAUUUUAAAAAUCUCAGAAAACAAAUGAGUGAACAAGAUAAUAAAGUAAAGGAGCUGGAUAAAGAAAUUGAAAGUUUAAAAGAAAAAGAAACCAAGUCAAACAAAACACUAGAGAAACUUUCUCUAGAUGUGAAAGAAUAUGAAAACAAACUACACAAAAUAAAUAUAGAGAUGCAAGCUAAUACAGAUGUAAGAGACGGUAUGAAAGAAGAAAUUAAAAGCCAUUCUGAUUUGAUUGUUACUUUACAAGAUGAAAAUAAUAAAAUCAUUGUCAAAACAUCAACCCAAUUUGAAAAGUUGCAAUCAAAGCACAGUGUUAUGUACAAAUUCCUACUACAGAGAUUGAUGCCCAUUGACAAACUGAUUCAAAUCUUUAACCAGAAUUUGGAAAAUAGGAAAGAGCGAAUAAAUAAGCUGGGUGAACUUGAAAAUAAUAUUUCGAAGUUGAUCAACAACUUUCAUCUCAUCGAGUCACGUGUAUGUAACAGAUAUGCUUGUCAUGUGACGCUUGUUGAUCCCACACCUGUCAGUACUGGAUCAAUUAUUUCAACAUUUGGUGAAGUACGUGAAUAUAACGGGAAACAUUUUAAUCAAACAACAGGAAAAUUAGUAUCACCACAUGAUGGUUUAUAUCUUGUCUGUGUGACUCUACAUGAAUGGGGAGAUAAACAGAUUAGAGUUGCUGUGGUGGCUGGAGGCAGGUGGUGUAAGUCUGUAGAAGUGAAACGUGCCGACACUAGCACUGCUGGGUCAGUGGUUGUUGACAUGAAGAAAGGUCAAGAACUUUACCUUAAAGUGUCUCACGCAGAGCUAGGCGCAAAGCUAUCCUGGUUUAGUAGUUUUACUAUCGUUGGUUUAUAGAAGUACAACAUAAAACAGGGUGGAUGAUAAACUCUCUAAACAAUAAAAUAUGUAACCACCAUGUUAAACACACGCUAACAACAAUUAUUAUGUGUGUAGACUACAUGUAUACACACACUUAAAUGGUUUAUAUGUUAUUUGUUUAAUAUAUCAUUAAACACUUCCAAAUAAUAACGUGAUAACCAAUUAAUG